AAUUGAUUCAGUACCUCUACUCCUCUUUGCGAGGAAAAAAUAAAAAAAUAUUAAAAAAUUCUCAUCUUCCAACAUUAACACAUCACCUUCCUAGUAUUAAGUUAGACUACUCCUAUACUUCUUAUUAACUCCUUCGCCAAUCCAUUACUAUUAUGUCUAAACAAUUGAGUAGUAACAUUCUUCGCCAUGUAUUACCUUUCACAAGGCGUGCCAAUAACUUGGCAAAACCUCUCGUCAGCCGCAUGAACAAACACCAGCAUGCAUCACUACAAGUCGAUGAUUAUGUCAAGACUCCUGACCAUACCCUCUCGAAGGCAUCAACAACAGCAAUAUCUCCAAGCGACAAUAGCAUCAGGACUAGCAGCAGCAAUUUGGCUGCAAAAGUUACAAGAUUGUCAAAUGGAGUCCGUGUGGCUACGGAAGAUAGCCAAGGGCACUUUGCAUCAUUGGGAGUAUAUGUAGAUGCAGGAUCUAGAUAUGAGGAUGAUUCUACACGAGGCGUAAGUCAUAUCCUCGACCGUUUGGCGUUCAAAUCAACCACAAAUAGGACUAGCGAGGCUAUGAUGGCUGAUCUAGAGACCGCAGGAGGCAAUGUGAUGUGCUCGAGCUCAAGAGAAUCCAUCAUGUAUCAAUCUGCGCUAUUGCCCCAGGAUCUACCUCGAAUGCUCGCUAUUAUGGCAGACACCAUCCGUAAUCCGGCUAUCAAGGAGGAAGAAUUGGAGGAACAGAAGGUUUCAGCAGGGCAUGAGAUCCACGAGUAUUGGUCGAAGCCUGAGAUGAUCUUACCAGAGUUGUUGCACACAGUCGCAUAUAAGGAUAAUACGCUUGGCAAUCCAUUACUGUGUCCUAUGGACAGUCUAGAGACAAUGACCACGGAUAACAUCAAGGGAUAUAUCAAGACGUGGUAUAGGCCUGAGCGGAUAGUGGUCUCGGCAGUUGGUGCAGACCAUGACAAGGUUGUAGAUUUAACCGAAAAAUUAUUUGGAGACAUGAAGGCGCCAGCUUUAUCAGGGGCAGGGGAUCAAUCAGCAUCACCAUUAGUGGAAUCAUCGAGGACCAAGAGUGGGCUUUUCAAGUCGUUGUUUGGUGCUAAAACUGAAUCUUCAGCAACCAUUCACACACCUGACUUUAAUGCUCUUAGCCGGCAGGCUGCCAAAUAUACUGGGGGCACUCUUUUGAUUGAGGAUGAAACUCAGCCUUUCACUCAUCUCUUUGUUGGAUUUGAAGGCUUGUCAAUUCAUGAUGAAGACAUUUACGCUUUGGCUACCUUGCAAUUGUUGAUGGGAGGUGGAAGCUCAUUCUCAGCUGGUGGACCAGGCAAGGGCAUGUACUCACGGCUGUUCAGCAAUGUGUUGAACCACUAUAACUGGAUCGAGUCCUGCAUGUCUUUCAACCAUUGCUACUCUGAUUCGGGUCUCUUUGGUAUUUCUGGAUCGUGCUAUCCUGGGUAUGAAACCAUGCUAUUGGAGGUUAUCGUCCGAGAACUCGAGCUAACGACACGGACAGGUCGUGGUGGCAUUGCACAGGGAGAGCUGGAUAGAGCUAAGAAUCAGCUUCGGUCGAGUGUAUUGAUGAAUUUGGAAUCCAAGAUGGUGCAGUUGGAAGAUUUGGGUAGGCAAGUUCAGGUUCAUGGAUACAAGGUGCCUGUGGAAGAACUGUGUGCCAAAAUUGAAAGGGUGACCCGCCAAGAUAUGGUCCGUGUAGCUCGCAGGAUCUUUGGAGGUCAGGUUGGACUAACAACGGGUGGUUCAGGCGAGGUUACGAUCGUAGCUCAAGGCUUGACUAAGAGCCUGGAGGGUGCUGAGAAGGUUUUAGAAAAGUAUGGUCUUGGUAAAUCCGCUAAAUGGUGAUAAAAACAGUGGAAAAACGAAAUAAGUCUUAAAAAAAAGCUUCGUGGAGCAGCUUUUGAACAUCUUGUCUUUAUGGUGUAAAGAGCACAAAACAUAUUUUAGAUUCAAAUGUCAUUAUCUCUUCCAGCAGUG
Molecule: messenger RNA, 1982 nt
Organism: Lobosporangium transversale
Lineage: Eukaryota; Fungi; Mortierellomycota; Mortierellomycetes; Mortierellales; Mortierellaceae
Product: Metalloenzyme, LuxS/M16 peptidase-like protein
Exons: 2
Coding region: 153-1850 (565 amino acids)
Cellular component (GO): mitochondrion
Molecular function (GO): metalloendopeptidase activity; metal ion binding
Source: RefSeq, a predicted model, not a curated record